AUGUCGGACCCCUGGGGAACUGGCGACAUGUCUGAGGCACUUCCUGCCACCAAGGAGGCCGAUGCCUUCCCCACCACUGAGCAGAGCACCCAGGUUCAGAACGGUGACGCUCAGGCCGAGCCCCCCAAGGGCUAUGAUGCCUCCCGUGGUCGCUGGACCGAGCCCCAGGCAUUUGAUUACACGUCUCUGGCCGCUGGUGGUGACACCCAGACUUGGGGCUGCAGUGCCCGUGCCUACGCCUGGCAGGACGAGUAUGGUGAAGUUGGCCCCAAAUGCCCUGAUCUCGAGCUCGAGCUUUUCGGCGAGCCUGACACUCGUCAUGAACGAAAGGGGCUUGAUUUUUCUCGAAUCGAAAGUAUCGAGGUCCAGCAGGAGGGACCGACCAAGAUCGAUCCUAUCAAGUCCUUCGAGAAGGGUGGCAUUCAUCCCGCUAUGUUGGAGAACAUCGAGCUUUGCGGAUACGAUGUUCCCACUCCUAUCCAAAAGUUCACCAUCCCGUCUAUCCUCACUGGUCAUGACGUUAUCGGGAUCGCUCAGACAGGAUCUGGCAAGACAGCCGCUUACCUGAUUCCCAUUUUGAGCAAGCUCAUGGGAAAGGCCAAGAAGCUGGCUGCCACUCGCCCAAACCCCAUCACUUUCCGUCCCGGUAUGGACGAAGUGGCUGCUGAGCCUCUCGUUUUGAUCGUCGUUCCGACUCGCGAGCUUGCGCUUCAAAUCUUCAACGAGGCGCGUAAGCUGUGCUAUCGCACCAUGCUGCGACCUGGUGUUGUGUACGGUGGUGUGCCUAUCAGCGAGCAGAUUUCACUCCUCAGCAUGGGCUGUGACGUUCUUGUCGGAACCCCUGGACGUCUUGUUGACUUCAUUCAGCGACCUCGAAACCUCACCCUCCGCCGUCUGCGCUACAUAGUCAUUGAUGAAGCUGAUGAGCUUCUGAAUGAUGACUGGGCCGAGGAACUGAACCCGAUCCUGUCGGGUGGCGAGCAGGAUGAAGGAAACGUCAAGUUCAGCUUGUUUUCGGCUACCUUCCCGAAGGCCGCCCGUGACCUUGCCAAGAACUACCUGGCUGCUUCCCAUGUCCGUUUCCGUGUUGGUCGUGCUGGCAGCACGACCGCCAACAUCCGGCAGAUCGUCCUCCAAGCUGAGGGUCAUGAAAAGCGAGAGCUUCUGGUCGGUUUACUUGAGGAAAUGCACGGCAUUCGCACUAUCAUCUUUGUCAACAGCCGUCAGUCCGCAGACAACCUCGAUGAUUUUCUCUUCAACAUGAAGCUGCCGGUCACUUCCAUGCACAGCGACCGUACUCAACAGGAGCGCGAGGCCGCUAUGCGUGCCUUCCGAUCGGGCAAUGCACCUAUCCUCAUUGCCACUGGAGUCACUGCGCGUGGUAUCGACGUCCAAAACGUCAUGCAUGUCAUCAACUACGACCUGCCUUCUAUUGAGUAUGGCGGUAUCGAGGAAUACACUCACCGCAUCGGCCGAACUGGCCGCAUCGGACAUCGAGGCGUGGCUACGUCCCUCUUUUCUGAGCGAGAUGAACCACUUGGCAGCGUUCUCACCCGCACCCUCCUGGAGACUGACCAGGAAAUUCCCGAGUUCUUGCAGCAGUACGUCCCUGAAGGCGAUGCCCGCGCCAACCUCAAGUUCGAGGCUGAUUCGGACUUCGAUCCCAACGACUAUGCUGGUGCUGGAGAUGCUGGUGGCGAUGCUUGGGGAGCUGGUGAUGGCGGUGACACCGGCGGUGAUGCCUGGGGUGGUGGUGGUGACACCGGUGACACCGGCGGUGGUGAUGCAUGGAGUGGUGGUGGUGCUGGCGAUGCUUGGGGUGCUGCUCCUGCCCCUGUUGCCGUCGAUGCUUGGUAA
Molecule: messenger RNA, 1857 nt
Organism: Fusarium pseudograminearum CS3096
Lineage: Eukaryota; Fungi; Ascomycota; Sordariomycetes; Hypocreales; Nectriaceae
Exons: 5
Coding region: 1-1857 (618 amino acids)
Cellular component (GO): nucleus
Molecular function (GO): RNA helicase activity; RNA binding; ATP binding
Source: RefSeq, a predicted model, not a curated record